Messenger RNA from Cooperia oncophora, 480 nucleotides. Lineage: Eukaryota; Metazoa; Nematoda; Chromadorea; Rhabditida; Trichostrongylidae. The record is from the annotation of a GenBank genome assembly.
CUGGUUGUCGGUGUGUGCUUCGAACGAGUGAUCGGCGUCCGGUCACCACUUCACCGGCUUGUCGUGCCAUCAAAGCGCCGCCUUGUUGCUGGUGGCAGUUGCGAAACAGCCACACUCCGUCCAUCCCUCCCUCAUCUCUUGCGGCAGUACGUGAAAUGGAUGCGAGCAGCCAACGUCGCAUUGGUGGUCGUAAUACCGCUGGUGUUCCUCGUCGUGUUGAAUACGAUGCUGAUGUACUACGUUAAGAAACGGUACGCAUUGUUAAAGAACACUUUGAACCUCUCGUUCAAAAGAACGCUAAUCGUGUACGACUUGGAAGUAAUUACCAGUUUUAUGGUAAUUAUCGGCAAAUGUUUGAAUUUCGUUGUAUUUUGCUUGAGUUCGGACAAUUUCCGCCAGAAGCUUCUUGUCAUAGUUCGAGCAAGAUGUGGAGGAAUGAGCGAAGAAAAGUACGUGCAUCGCUCUCAAUACGGGCCGUAG